UACUAACAUAACUGUGUAUCUAAUAAUAAGGAUAAACAUUUAUUAUUUGAAGUUCUUUUGUCAAUAACAUAGUCACAGCGGCUGUGUUAUUAUCAAUAUGGCCUUGACCGAUGUGAUGGGCGUAGAUUAUUCUAUCAAACAAAUUCUGAUCCAUAACGAGCGGGUCUGAUAUAUUCUCCACACUAAUUCUGCUUAUUACGCAACAGGUUAUUUCGGUAACCUUACAAUAACAAACAACUCCCAGUGUUAUAGCAUUAGCUGCAAUAAGGACUAGAGUCUAUGACUAGUACUGAGUGUUGGAUCAUGCAGGAUCAACGUGUGUUGUAUCACUUGUAUCUCCUUUAGUUGUGACAUCGAACCUGUUAUUUGUGUACCAGUGAGGUGUUGGUAAUCAACAGGCGAAGUCAGCAUGAAGUUCCAAGGCGAAAUUGAAACUCUCAGUGAGGUCCAGAAAAAAACAAUUGAAGAUGCACUUCGGAAGCAAGGAUUUAGUAACGAAACUAUUGUUACUGGUUGUGACGCAGGAAAGAAAGGUGAUAAUUACUCCUCGAGUGUUAAAAGAGUUACAGCUACCGACGCAGGCGAUAAAAAUAUGACUAUGAUUGCCAAAAUAGCCCCAACCCUUGAAACAAUACGUCAAAUGAUGGGGUUGCCAAUUUUGUUUGCUAAUGAGAUAACGAUGUAUGAGGAAUUCUUGCCCAAGCUGGUGGCGCUACAAAAAUCUGCUGGCGUCCCGGAUGAUGAACUCGUUAAAUACGCAGAAUGUUACGGAGUAGUGAGUGAAGCACCGCAUGAGCUUAUCCUCCUUGAAGACCUCAAAGCUACCGGGCAUGACAUGCUGGAUCGAAAGGUCUCAUUUACGAACGAUCAAAUGGUAACUGUUCUAAAAAGACUUGCAACAUACCAUUCCCUAUCUCAUGUUCUUAGGGAAAAGGAGCCAGAAGUUUUCGAUCGAUUCAAAAAUGAACUCGUCGAUGUAUGGGCCAUGUUUCAUGAAAUAGAAUUCUUCAAAGAAAACUUUAAGCAAAUGGAAACACAACUACUGGGUUUCCUUGAGACUGACCAGCAAAGGAAUCAAGUAAAAGGUGUGGUUUCUCAGGCAACCAAAUGUGCUGUAGAUUUCCAGAAAUUGGAGAAGGAUUCUAGGUAUGCCGUCAUUAUUCAAGGUGACUGCUGGACUAACAAUAUGAUGUUCAAACAUGAGGAUGGAAAGCUCGACUGCAUCAUGGUGGACUACCAGGUAUCGAAGAUUUCAUCUCCAGUCAUGGACGUGUUCUUCACGAUCUUCAAUUGUUCGGACCACGAGGCCCGCAGCCGCCACUACUUCGACUGGCUCGAGGUCUACUACAAGAGCUUUGAGGAGUCUCUCUUCAACUUCAACAUGAAAGCUAAUUUCGUGUAUCCGAGGGACAAGCUGGAUGCUGAUUUGAAGAGAUACGGCAGGUAUGCCUUCGGCCUCUGCCUCGCGUUCACGGGAGUACUGGUGCGAGGGUCAGAAGACGUCAUCGACGCCGGUUCGGCCACCGAGGAGAGUCUUCAGAAGUUGGUGGAGGCCGGCGAUGUACUCAGUCUGGACAAGAUACAGGAUGACACGAGUGAGAGGAUGAAGAAGAGGGUCAGGGAUUUGUGGGCUAGCUUCUCGGAGUAUGGGUAUUUGUGAAUGGUAGAUUGUUUAUUCAUAGCUGUACUGAUGAAUAUCGUAUCGUGCCUAAUAUACCUACAUUGAAGGAACAUGAGCGACCAGAUCCUUUGUCUUUUUCAAGAAAGUAAAGUUAUUUAGCUUAGGUGAUGGUUUUCUGGAGUUUGUAUAGCAAUUCAGUAUUUUUUAUUUAAAAAUUAACAUUUGUUUGUAACAAUAAUAAACAAAAGAAUGUUUAUUGAUUCACA
Messenger RNA from Plutella xylostella (diamondback moth), 1887 nucleotides. RefSeq lists its product as uncharacterized. NCBI's taxonomy places the organism in Eukaryota, Metazoa, Arthropoda, Insecta, Lepidoptera, Plutellidae. The record is from RefSeq and is a predicted model, not a curated record.